This is a messenger RNA of Anneissia japonica, 3630 nucleotides long. RefSeq names its product histone deacetylase 6-like. Gene Ontology annotation, biological process: chromatin organization. Gene Ontology annotation, cellular component: histone deacetylase complex. NCBI's taxonomy places the organism in Eukaryota, Metazoa, Echinodermata, Crinoidea, Comatulida, Comatulidae. The transcript is spliced from 35 exons. The record is from RefSeq and is a predicted model, not a curated record. The coding region runs from base 202 to 3282 and encodes 1026 amino acids. Gene Ontology annotation, molecular function: zinc ion binding; histone deacetylase activity.
UUAAUAAAAAAUAAAAAAUAAAACAAACAAUAAUAACAUCAAUGAAUACACAGUGUACUGUAUUUGUUGAGAAGGGAAAGAGUCUUUGGCACCUUGCGGUAGUAGGCUAGUUGGCAACGAAUCUGAGUAAACCUUGGCCCACUGUAUGUUCUGUUAACUUAAUUUUGAUGAGAUUUUCAAUAAAUUGAUCUGACAUUCAGAAUGGAUGAACAAGAUAAAGGAAAAUCAGCAAGUGUAACCAAAAAAAAGCAGGAAGUAGGAAAGAAAAGAAUAGAAGAUCCAAAAGGGACUGGUAUUGUUAAAGAUGAGAGGUUUUUACUGCAUUGCUGUCCAUUUGGAAGUGAGCAUGGCAAGUCUGAAUGUCCCGAACGUCUCACCAAGAUUCAUAAAAAACUGAAAGAUUAUGGACUGCUUGACAGAUGUGUGCAAGUGCAGGCAAGACUGGCCAGCAAUGAAGAAUUAUUAUUUUGUCACAGUCAAGAUUAUGUUAACAAAAUGCGUUCUACAGCCACAAUGGCUCUGGACCAAAUCCAGGAACUUUCAAAUACCUAUGACUCUAUCUUCAUUUGCAAGGAUACAUUUGUAACUGCUUGCUUAGCAGCUGGCUCGCUUAUUGGUCUUACAGCAAAGGUUGUCAGUGGCGAGUUGAAAAAUGGAAUUGCAAUUGUAAGGCCUCCCGGACAUCAUGCACAGGAAAGCAUUGCUAACGGCUACUGUAUAUUCAACAAUGUUGCGAUAGCCGCACGAUUCGCCAAAGAGAAGUUUAAUCUUGAGAGGAUAUUAAUUGUUGAUUUUGAUGUGCAUCAUGGCCAAGGCAUUCAAUAUUUGUUUGAAUAUGAUCCGAGUGUUUUAUAUUGCUCCAUUCAUCGAUAUGACAAUAAAGAAUACUACCCUCGUUUAGUGGACAGUAAUUCAGAGCACAUCGGACAGGGACGUGGGCAGGGUUACAACAUCAAUAUUCCUUGGAAUGCGGCUGGGUUUGGUGAUACUGAAUACUUGGCAGCCUUCCAACAAGUUAUCCUUCCGGUGGCAUAUGAGUUUAAUCCUCAGUUAGUUUUAGUCUCUUGUGGCAUGGAUGCAGCUAUCGGUGAUCCAAAGGGUGAAUUUAAUGUCAGUCCAGCAUGUUACGCACACAUAACGAGCAUGCUUAUGGGGCUUGCAGAUGGUAAAAUUUGCUUUUCAUUAGAGGGUGGUUAUUGCUUAGAGAGUUUGGCUGAAGGUAUCGCUAUGGUUACAAGGACAUUGCUUGGCGACAGUUGUCCACUGCUACAGCCUCAGCAGCAACCUCAUGAAAGUGCUGUGGAAAGUAUCUUAGAGACAAUUGCAAAUAUUAAACCCUUCUGGAAAUGUCUGCAGUUUCAAGGGUCUAUCAAAGAUGAUGCAAAUUUUUCAGAGGAGAAGCCCACAUCUGGUAGUGAUAUGAAUCCAGAGCCUGUAAGCACAUUAGCCAACAUGAUGGCAGAAAUCAAACUUGCAGUUCCGGAGCAUAGAACUUGUUUGGUGUAUGAUGAGAAAAUGAAGUUGCAUAAGUCAGCCUUUUGCCAUCCAGAAUGCCCUGAAAGAAUCUCACGGAUAUUUGAAAAACAUCACGAGCUCGGUCUGGUUGACAGAUGCCGACGUCUGCCGUCAAGGUAUGCAAUACAUAAAGAAAUCGAACUCUGUCAUAACCUUGAUUACAUACUGUCUAUAGAGAAGACGAAGACAACAUCUUUUCGGGAAUUAUCAAAACUGCAAGAGGACUACAACUCAAUAUAUCUUCACCAGGAGACAUACGACAGUGCCUGCUUGGCUGUUGGCUGUGUUCUCAGUGUUGUUGAUAAUGUACUAGGUGGCAAGUGUGUCAAUGGAACUGCAAUAGUAAGGCCACCUGGUCAUCACGCUGAAGUGGACGACGCAUGUGGUUUUUGUUUCUUCAACACUGUUGCUAUCGCGGCAAAAUAUGCCCAACAAUUUUAUGCUGCAAAACGUGUUUUAAUUAUUGAUUGGGAUAUUCACCAUGGCAAUGGAACACAAAACAUGUUUGUGAAGGAUCCUAGUAUUCUGUAUGUUUCCCUGCAUCGUUACGAUAAGGGAUUUUUUUUCCCUGGAUCGAGCCGAGGGGAUGCUAAUAAAGUUGGCUUAGAGAAAGGGGCAGGAUUCAACAUUAAUAUUCCAUGGAAUUGGUCUAAAAUGGGAGAUGCUGAAUACUUAGCAGCUUUCCAACAAAUCAUCAUGCCAGUAGCCUAUGAGUAUGCUCCUGAUCUGGUCUUGGUAUCUGCUGGAUUUGAUGCUGCAUUGGGAGACCCACUAGGCGGAUAUUCAAUUACCCCUGAGGGUUAUGCUCACUUUACCCAUAUGUUAAGCAGCUUAGCUAAUGGACGUGUUAUAAUAGUGUUAGAGGGUGGUUACAAUUUAACUUCAAUUUCCAAUUCAAUGGCAAGGUGUACGCAGACGCUAUUAGGAGAUCCUUGUCCAAUACUGAAUGCUGGUCGUCCGAACCAGGACGCCAUCACUUCCAUUUGGGACGCACUGCAGUGCCAGAGACCAUAUUGGAAGUGUCUUCAAUUCCAAAGACUGCUACCAUAUAAACCUUCAAGUCAAGACAACCAAUCAGAAGAUUUUCAAGAUAGUGCUGCUGGAGGUGAUUCCACCACUAGACAUUUGAUGGCAGCAUCUGCAAGCGACACCUCUGUCGACGACCUUAUCCAGUCAACAUCUGAAAUGUCCGUCUCAUCCACUGCUUGUCCGGAUGACAGCUUUUACUCCUGUUCCUCUGACAUGCCUCAAUCUCCAGAAGCAGCUGAGAUCAAGAAUCAAUCUCCUGAUGAAUCAUUACACAAGACACAACCUGAUGGAAGUUCAAAAGAAGUUGAAGAAGAUCUUGGAGCAGUUGGUGGUGAAGUAAAGUCUGGAACUGUUGGAACUGUCAAAGACUUCCUAGGAAAUGUAGCAGGAGAUGAUCUUCAGUUGUUUGCAGUGGUUCCCCUGACCUGGUGUCCUCAUCUUGAAGCGGUUACUCCUCUUCCAGAGGACGGGCUUCAUGUAGAUGAACCUUGUCUUGAAUGCGGUGACAGAAAAGAAAACUGGGUGUGCCUGGAAUGUUACAAAGUUUUGUGUGGACGAUAUGUUGAAUGUCACAUGGUUAAACAUGGGGAAGAGAGCGGCCACAACAUGGUGCUCAGUUACGCUGAUCUGUCAGUGUGGUGUUAUGGAUGCGACUCCUACGUGCACAAUCAGAUUGUUAUCCCUAUGAAGCGUGCUGCUCAUAUCAGUAAAUUUGGUGAAGACAUACCAGGCUAUUAACUCAUUCAAGAUAUUUUUGUAAUAUGGUGUUUGUGAAGAUUUAUGAAAAAAUUUCAGAAAUAUAUUACCAUAUAGAAGAAGUUUGAAAUGUAUCUUUUUUAUGGAAAUUUCAAAUUUCGUGGGAUUUUAAAAUAUAUCAUGUUCCUAAACCAGGAAUAUUUAAGUUCAUAUUAAGGUGAUAAAUAUAUUUUAUUGAUGAAUGAUGAACACACGUGGAACCUCACAAUGGUGUGUGUGUAUAUAUAUAUAUACAUAUAUAUAUAUACAUUGCUUAAUGGUAGACCAGAACGGAUAAUUAAAUAAAAAGCGAGGUUCAACAGGUUUGAUCAGACACUUUAUAUAAAAUGU